AUGGGGGUGCCGCUGCUGCUAACGUGGCUAAAGCGACGCUUUGCCCCGUGUUUUUUGUCAAGCAGCAGCUGCCCAGCCGCAGAUUGUCUGUAUAUUGAUGUCAAUGGCUUGGUGUACCAAGCUGCCGCCCUUGCAACUGCCAGUGAGGCAUCCGCGGUGGACAUUGACGCCGCCAUUUUGCGAAAACUGUUUGACAUUAUUGACGACAUCGUGUUGCGUCUUGUACGCCCACGCUUUUUGGUGUACUUGGCUGUGGACGGCAUAUCCCCAAUGGGCAAGCUCGCCCAGCAGCGUUCCCGGCGGCGACGUCGUAGCGGCGGUGGAUCGCGUGGGAGAAACGCCGUUGAGUGGGACAGCAACAGCAUCAGCGUCGGCACGCCUUUUAUGUCGCGACUGACAGAAGCGCUGCAUUUCUACUGCGCCAGCCGUGCGGAGCGCAUUAACGGAGAGCGCUUGCGGGAUGAGCUGCAACAGGUCGCGCGAGGCAACACAACAGGGGGAGAUGUCCCCGUUACCCCAAUCACGUUUAUUGUAGAUGACGUCUGGCGACCGGGUGAAGGGGAAAGUAAAAUAGCGGACGCCAUUCGACGUUUCCGCUCACAGUCAACUUACGAUCCAAACACGUCUCACGUUAUCUGCAGCUCUGACACGGAUGUGACGGUGUGCUCCUUGAUCCUUCACGAGCCACGCAUACACGUCCUCCGGUACGAGUGUUCCCCAAGUCAUCACAGCGGCGGCGCUAGUCGUGGUGGUGACAGCGGUAGUUGGCGGAAUCAAGUGGGUGACGCGUGGGCCUCGACGUUUUUUAGCAUUCACGCCUUUCGUGAGGAGUUGCGAAACAAACU
Messenger RNA from Trypanosoma cruzi, 845 nucleotides. RefSeq names its product 5'-3' exonuclease XRNC, putative. The annotation marks the transcript as partial. Gene Ontology annotation, biological process: nuclear-transcribed mRNA catabolic process. Gene Ontology annotation, molecular function: 5'-3' RNA exonuclease activity; RNA binding. Lineage: Eukaryota; Euglenozoa; Kinetoplastea; Trypanosomatida; Trypanosomatidae. The record is from RefSeq and is a predicted model, not a curated record. The transcript has a single exon. Gene Ontology annotation, cellular component: nucleus.